UUUGGAGCACUGCAGACACCUCCUUUCCUGGCUACCCCACCUGGAGCUUCAGACACCAUGAUCCUCCCCUUCAGAAAGGUCUCCUGGGCCGGCGCGAUGCUGCUGCUGCUGCUGCUGCUGCUGCUGCCACCCACGCUGCUGUCUCCAGGGGCGGCUGCGCAGCCCCUGCCCGACUGUUGUCGCCAGAAGACGUGCUCCUGCCGCCUCUACGAGCUGCUGCAUGGCGCGGGUAAUCACGCGGCCGGCAUCCUCACUCUGGGCAAGCGGCGGCCGGGGCCCCCGGGCCUCCAGGGCCGGCUGCAGCGCCUCCUGCAGGCCAGCGGCAACCACGCGGCCGGUAUCUUGACCAUGGGCCGCCGCGCAGGCGCACAGCCGGCUCCUCGUCCCUGCCCCGGGCGCCGGUGUCCUGCCGCAGCCGCCGCAGCCGUCGCGCCCGGGGAACCGUCCGGGGUCUGAGCCCUUCUUCAGACUCUGUCCUGGCCCUGCCCUCUCCCUUCUGCCCACCCGGUGUCAGCCCCCAGAAAAAUGUCAAUAAAGACGAGU
Galeopterus variegatus (Sunda flying lemur) is the source of this 543-nucleotide messenger RNA. It is a transcript of the gene HCRT, whose product is annotated as hypocretin (orexin) neuropeptide precursor. Lineage: Eukaryota; Metazoa; Chordata; Mammalia; Dermoptera; Cynocephalidae. The record is from RefSeq and is a predicted model, not a curated record. Gene Ontology annotation, biological process: neuropeptide signaling pathway; feeding behavior. Bases 58 to 456 code for a protein of 132 amino acids. The transcript is spliced from 2 exons.